UAUUGAUACAGUUAAAAGGCAAUACCGUGGGUGGGUCGAUGCCGCUUAAUUCUCGGCAAUGUCGCUCUCCGACGCCCGAGAUUGAACCUGUAGCCUUAAGCCACGCUCCCUUUUCAUCUCCAAAUCCCCUCUCUUUCUCUUUUUCCCAAUUUUCCCUUAUUCUUCUUCUUCCCUCUUCACACCAAUGACAGCUUCCCAGCUCCAAAACCCAGCUGCAACACACAGACAGAGCCACACGCACCCCCCUUCCCACCCAUCAUCAGGAAACGAUUUGCUAAAGAAAUUGGACUUCGAUUGUUCUUGUUUGCUGGUCUCAGCUUCUACUAGUCCAAUCUGUAAAUGAUAUUCAUUUCAUAUUUGUGAUUGUAUAGGCUGCAAUUGAACAAACACAUAUAGAUAGAGGGAUUAUUUUUCUGUAGAAAUCGGUGGACUUUGGUAGUUUCCGGUUUGGUGAUCGGAUCAUAGAAAAAUACUGCAUCAGUAAACGGAGGAAGAUGUACAGGGUUUAUGAACUUGAUCGUGAUUUGCCAAGAAAGUUAUUUUAAUGGAAAAGAUAGCUUCUUGAUGACUGUGGAAAAGAAGUAUUGGAGUUGAGGCUUGCUGGUAUGAAGAGUGACUUGUAUGCCUGUUCUUAAUUUGCCAAUUUGAGGAUAGGGGGUUAUAGGAGCUCAGGUAGCUGAGUCACCGUUCUUAUGCAGCUAAGCAGGUCCGAGCAUUUUUUUGAUACCAUGACCAAUGAGGUGCCUGGCCCAUCAGGUCAAUGGAUCCAGAAAGAAGCAACCUUAGUUGUUCCAAACAAGGUUAAGAAUGUACACAAUCAUGUCUCUGUACAGACAGGGGAGGAAUUUUCCAUGGAGUUUCUUCAGGAUCGUUUUGCAGCGACAAGAGUUCCUGCUGUGACUGAUACGGUUGAGAAUUGUGAAAAUAAGGUUGGAUUGAAUUAUAAUCAGAAUUAUCAGCUGGGCUAUCAGGAUCUUACUGGUAUUCUGGGGUUGAGGAGGACGGAUUCUGAGUGUGCAUCUGAUACAUCUGAUUUUGUCUCGGCGAAAGGGUCGUGUAAAGAGAUUGAAAACAACGUUUGUGUUGACAAGUUAAGCAGAUGCAACAGGGAGGAAGUUGAUAGCAGACAAGGAUCAAGGAAGGCUUUUGGAGAACUGAAUUUUGACCGGGCUGGUUUUGGACCAACUACCCUGCCUAUUUAUAUGUCUGAGUCCCCUCAUUCCAACAACCUUAAUGGGUCAGGAGUGUUGGAUGGUUCUCAAUCUGGGAAGAUGAAAUUUCUUUGCAGCUUUGGUGGAAAAAUUUUGCCCAGGCCUAGCGAUGGGAAACUCAGGUAUGUUGGGGGGGAGACACGGAUUAUUUCCUUCAGGAAGAAUAUCUCGUGGGAAGAGCUUGUGGAAAAAACUUCUGGUUUUUGCAACCAACCUCAUACGAUCAAGUACCAGCUCCCAAGUGAGGAUCUUGAUGCUCUUAUAUCUGUGUCAUCUGAUGAGGAUCUUCAAAAUAUGAUAGAGGAGUACCAUGGUCUUGAAAGGCAUGAGGGUUCUCAGAGACCACGGAUCUUUUUGAUUCCUUUAGGUGAAUCUGAAAAUACAUCUUCCUUUGAGGCAGAUAGCAUACAACAAAGCAACCCUGAUUAUCAAUAUGUUGCUGCUGUAAAUGGCAUGAUAGAUCCUAGUCCUAGGAAAAACGGUGGAGGGCAGAAUUUGACUGAAGCAAGUCAACAGGGAACCAAGACUUUGCUAUUUCCUAUGGAGAUUAAGAGUGAUUCUAAAGUCUUGCAUCCUAAUCAGAUUUUGAGUGAAUCCCAGAAUAUGGCUAGGUCUGCCAUUCAAUCUCCUUCUUUUUCUCCAAUUACACAUCAACGAGGUGAUUCCAACAGUGUUCAUUUACAAUCACGUGGUGUUAACUCAUGCCAGGGUAGUAAUGAGAGCAGCAGUUCUUUUGUUAGUUCUCAACCACCACCAGAGAACUCCAGCAUCAGCGCUGCAGGUUAUAAAAAUCAUCCACUGGGGACAGUAACUUUUAUGGAACCUGGCCAACACUAUGGAGGACAUAGUAACAACCGCAAUCCCAGCAAAGAUGCCACAUCUGCUUUAGCUUUUGGUCAAAAUGAAGGUGAUUUUGAUGGAUUUUCUCAUGAGAGGCCAGUCUAUAAGGAAACAUUAACUCCUCCUGACAGGCCUAUCUCACACCCAGAACAUCCAAAGGUUAUGUUGUCAGGAUCUAAUGAUUCCACUGAUUGUCAUCAUGGCAUACCACAUGCAUUUUCUGAUUCAAAACUGCAAGAGAAUGGAGGGAGGUCUAUAUACUGUUCACAAGAAGGCAUGAGCCCAUCUUCCCCAUUAAACUUCCCAAAAGCUCAAUUGUCAUUGCUGCUGAACUCAGGUGCCUCACAAGAAAAGCCAACCCAACUGCAUGACAAUAUCGAAUCUUUCAAUCCUCAGCUGCAAAAUCAGUUACAUGGUAUGGAGUCGAUUGGAUUGCAGAGAAGACUGGAUUUGCCAAAUUCUUCUCCAUGUUUAGAAUCUUUGGGCAGGAAUGAACAUGCUCCCAAAGGUAAUGGUGAUAUUCCUGACAAAUACUGGACAUCUAAAAAGAAAGAUUCUUUGCCUUCGGAACUGACAAAGAAGUUCAAUGAAAAGGAUCCCUUCCUUCAUCAAGAUGAGACCCUUUAUGGGACAAGAUCACCUGCCACUGGUGUUGAGUAUCGGAAUGGAUUGCCUAAUAUAAAUCCCAACCCAACAUCUAGUUUUAUGUCUGGGGUUGUCAUUCCUGCAGCCAUUAGUUUGAAACCUUCGGUAGAUAACAAGAUGGAGGAACCUAAGAACUUCCAACAUGACAAAACCCCUGUAAAUAUUCUUGUCACGAGCCAAAGAACUGCCAAUGAUCAGGAUUGUGCUUUGACAGGGACUGCAAAUGGUGAACAAGGACAGGAUGUUUCAGGGGUCAGGAAUUCUGAAGUUGCAGGAUUAUUUCCAAGUACUAGACAGCAUUCUCGCAAUGAAAAUUCUUUGGCAGAUCUCAUCUCAGGGUUGUCCGAUGGCCCAAACUACCAUGAACCUGCACGUCUGCAACUUGUUGCAAGUCAAAAGGAUAUAGGUUUCCAAGAACCCCUGCUAAUACACUCUGCAAAGAUGUACCCGUUGACAGUUCUUGAUGACCCUGAGUUGCAAGACAGUGACCAUAGGGUGUUGCAGAACCCAAUCCAAGAUGCUGCAUUUAAAAGAGGGGUCUCUCUCAUUGAUGAUGACUUUGUAAAUUGCCCUGAUGAGAAUGCUGAGAAGUUGAGCUCGAAUGUUGUUGAAAAUGUUGCUCUGAGACAACCAAAACCCCUAACAGUGAGUAAUGAUAAAAAGCAGUUGGAGUCAGUGAUAAUUGUGGAAGACGUAACUGACACUAUUACUCCUGGCAUCCAGUUUUCAUCAGUAGUUUCCCCAUAUUCUGUGGAUGAACCCAUUGGUGAUCUCAUAUCCCCUAUUGCAACAGAGGUGGAGAGCAUCAUUCCAGAGUCUGAAUAUGAGGAUGAUAGGGCUGGUGAGGGAGACAAGAAUGAAUCAUUUAGUGACGCAAUGAUAGCUGAAAUGGAAGCCAGCAUCUAUGGCUUGCAGAUUAUAAAAAAUGCUGAUCUGGAAGAAUUACGGGAAUUAGGAUCUGGUACAUAUGGAACUGUUUAUCAUGGAAAAUGGCGGGGAACAGAUGUUGCGAUCAAGCGAAUUAAAAAGAGCUGUUUUGCAGGGAGAUCAUCAGAGCAAGACCGACUGACAAAAGACUUCUGGAGAGAGGCGCAGAUCCUUUCAAAUCUCCAUCAUCCAAAUGUGGUUGCAUUCUAUGGGGUAGUACCUGAUGGAGCUGGUGGGACGUUGGCAACUGUAGCUGAAUUCAUGGUCAAUGGGUCACUUAGGCAUGCGCUACUUAAGAAGGAUAGAUCACUUGACCGUCGUAGAAAGCUUAUAAUUGCAAUGGAUGCAGCUUUCGGCAUGGAAUACUUGCAUUCAAAGAAUAUUGUCCAUUUUGAUUUGAAGUGUGACAAUCUGCUAGUCAACUUGAGGGAUUCUCAACGACCUAUAUGCAAGGUUGGAGAUUUUGGUUUAUCGAGAAUCAAACGCAAUACUUUGGUAUCUGGUGGUGUGCGAGGAACUCUUCCUUGGAUGGCACCAGAAUUAUUAAAUGGUAGCAGCAGCCGGGUUUCUGAGAAGGUUGAUGUGUUCUCAUUUGGAAUUUCAAUGUGGGAGAUCUUGACUGGGGAGGAACCAUAUGCGAAUAUGCAUUGUGGUGCCAUCAUUGGGGGAAUCGUGAAGAACACUCUUCGACCUCCUAUUCCAGAACGUUGUGAUUCCGAGUGGAGGAAUCUGAUGGAACAGUGCUGGUCACCUGAUCCUGAAAUCCGGCCAUCAUUCACUGAGAUAACUAACAGAUUGCGAGCUAUGUCUAAUGCACUUCAGGCAAAGGUACCUCAGAAUCAGACAAGACAUAUGAAGCCCAACGUUUGACAUUCUUCAGGUACUGGGUUUCUCUAGUAUCUCCAGUGGAAACCCUCGUGGUUGAGGAACAAAACUUUGAGGCUGAUCAGUUUAUCCUCACAAUUUGAUGGUCUAUUGAUUCGUUCUUCUGUUGAUAAAGAGAUCAUAUUUUUUUAUUCUUUUGUAAAAGAAACACCGGGUCAUACUAGCAUGCAAGCAAGAGACCAUCUACAGUUUUCUGCUAAGUUUGGUGUCCAUGUUUUUGGCUGGAGAAACGUUUGUCCAUAUGUAUAUACACAGAAAUUCAUAGAGCUUUGGUUUA
This is a messenger RNA of Prunus avium (sweet cherry), 4785 nucleotides long. RefSeq names its product kinase superfamily with octicosapeptide/Phox/Bem1p domain-containing protein. Gene Ontology annotation, biological process: protein phosphorylation; signal transduction. Lineage: Eukaryota; Viridiplantae; Streptophyta; Magnoliopsida; Rosales; Rosaceae. Gene Ontology annotation, molecular function: protein binding; ATP binding; protein kinase activity. Gene Ontology annotation, cellular component: cytoplasm. The record is from RefSeq and is a predicted model, not a curated record.